AUGUCUACAUCAGACGACACAACAUGGUCUUUCUCGCGGACAUUCACCUCUCAAUUCCAAGCCUCUCGUUACGCCUUGGAAUCUCGCAUCGCAGCUGCAAGCUCAAAACUCAGUCCCUCCCCAGAACCCAUCCAAGAACUUUCAAUCUCACUCGCGAAUUUGACGAAGACGCUCGCUGGUGCGACGGGCUCGUUGCCGAGUUAUGAUCAGAAGCAAUACGAACUCCAACUGAAGGAACUGGAGCGCUCCAUUGAGGCGUUACGAGUAUCUAACGUGCCGAAGAGUAAAUUCGCGUUCAAGCGCAGACCUGCUGCUUCCACGAAUGCCGAAAGUCCAACUUCCGAAUCAAGUUCAACAGCAAUCCCUCCUCCUUUGCAGACGAAAAACGCACCACCAUCACUACCCGCAGCAUCAACGCAUCUAUCGCUCUCUUCCCACUCACACCGCUACCUGACCCGCGAAGACCUACCAAGCCAUCCAGCGCAAUCCGACCUGUCCAUCUCGGAUCUAGAUCAUUGCAUCGUCAACUUACUUCCAUCGGCGUCUUCCAGUGGUAGUGGUACCGACACCCCGCUAAUCAUAUCGGCACUUCACGCAAGGAACCUUUCCGAUUGUGUGCUCCUUCUUCCGGAUGUGGAUGGGAGUGCGUUGAUACAUGAUUUGGAAAGGUGUGUUGUGGUGCUUGGGUGUCAUCAGUUUAGGAUGCACGCCUCCAGCAAGGUCGACGUGUACCUCUCUAUCACGUCUAAUCCCAUCAUCGAGCAUUGCAAGGAGAUCCGGUUUUCCUCCUAUCCUGCGGCCCUUGCGCCGUCGUCAGUCUUGGAAAAGGACCCUGCCUCGUUCUCCGUUCAAGAUUUUUCUCAUAUCCGGGCGACUCCUUCGCCCAAUUAUGUGAUGAAAGAUGGGACUGAUACUGAUGUUUGUGAAUGGCCUCUCGCAACUGUCAGUGGAGAGGAACUUGAGCGGGCGAUUGUUAGGAUAGUACCCCAUCCAAGUGAUCAGCGCUAG
Molecule: messenger RNA, 1008 nt
Organism: Laccaria bicolor S238N-H82
Lineage: Eukaryota; Fungi; Basidiomycota; Agaricomycetes; Agaricales; Hydnangiaceae
Exons: 5
Coding region: 1-1008 (335 amino acids)
Biological process (GO): post-chaperonin tubulin folding pathway; tubulin complex assembly
Cellular component (GO): cytoplasm
Molecular function (GO): tubulin binding
Source: RefSeq, a predicted model, not a curated record